AUGAGAGACAAUCUUACAGGAAUACAAAAUACAAGUAUAUCAAUAUCAAGAUGUGAUACAGAUUCUGAUACAGCAAAAAAUUUUGCUUCUUUUUCCAGUAACUCAGUUUCUGUUCAAUUAGAAGAUGAAUACGAAAAAAAAGAUUGUUCUUUUAUGGAAAUAAUUAAAUUAUUGAUUGCACUUUUAUGUUUAUCCAUAUCAGCAUUUUCAAAUUUUUUCUUACUAACACUUAUUCAUGAUAUUGUACCAAGGAAACCUUUACCUGAUUUAGUUUUUAUAUUAAUACCUCAACAAAAAUGGGCAUGGCCUGUUGGAGAUGUCUUGUCAACUGUUAAUUCUGUAAUUGGUUUUGUCAUUGUUUUGUUACACCGUCAACGAAUAACAAUAAUACGAAGAAUAUUUAUUCUUGGUGCUAUAAUGUAUGGUCUUAGGGCUGUUGUUAUGGCAGUAACUUAUCUUCCACCCUCAUUUAAUAAUCGAGAUGAAAUUUGUGAACCACAGGUAAAUAGAACUGAUAUUCAUUGGGAUGAUGUUAUGAAAAGAUUUGUUACAUAUGUUGUUACACUUGGAUUAACAUCAGGACAAGAAAAAAUUCUUUGUGGUGAUUUAAUGUUUUCUGGUCAUACAAUUGUUUUAUCAAUAAUGUAUUUUACAACAUUAAAAUAUACACCAAGAAAAUUAACAUUUCUUCGAUAUAUUGUAACACCAAUCACAUUUUGUGGUAUGGCAGCAUUAGUUGUUAGUGGAGGCCAUUAUUCAAUGGAUGUUUUAAUAGCUUAUUGGAUAUCAAGUCAUGUAUUUUGGGGAUAUCAUCAAAUUUUUGAGUUACCCUUACAUAUGAGAAAAAAUCAAAAUUUAUCAAGAUUAUGGUGGUUUAAUUUAGCUUAUUGGUUUGAAACAAGUGUACCAUCUGGACCAAUAAAAAAUAUUUGGAAUUGGCCAUUAGCAAAACCUAUAUUUAUGAAGAAAUUUAUAGAAAGGUGCAAUAAAAAUUUGAAAUAA
Molecule: messenger RNA, 1002 nt
Organism: Strongyloides ratti
Lineage: Eukaryota; Metazoa; Nematoda; Chromadorea; Rhabditida; Strongyloididae
Product: Sphingomyelin synthase-like domain-containing protein
Exons: 2
Coding region: 1-1002 (333 amino acids)
Biological process (GO): ceramide biosynthetic process; sphingomyelin biosynthetic process
Cellular component (GO): Golgi membrane; endoplasmic reticulum membrane
Molecular function (GO): ceramide cholinephosphotransferase activity; sphingomyelin synthase activity
Source: RefSeq, a predicted model, not a curated record